AUGAUGACCACCGGAGCGCAGUCUUCGCCGAGCCGGGGAGGAUGGAGCAGCCUCGAGGAGGAGCUGGCUUACUACAAGUCCCAGUACGAGACGCUGGAGAUGGAGCUGCAGGAGUUUCAGGCAUCAAGCAAGGAACUGGAGGCCGAGCUCGAGCGCGACGUCGAGGAGAGCGAGAAGCGGGAGCGCAAGCUGCAGGAAAAGGCAGAGAAGCUGGGGUUCGAGGUUGAGGAGUGGAAGACAAAGUACAAGCAGAGCAAGGCCGAGGCCAACAAUGCGCAGAACACCCUCCAGAAGGAGAUUACCACGAUGCGCGAGAGCCAGCGCGCCCUCCAGAUGCGACUCCGCGACAUCGAAGUACAAAGCGACGAUUUCGAGCGCCAGGCACGCCACCAGACAUCAUCACUCGAGGAUGUGGAAUCCAAGUACAACGUGGCCAUCGAGCGCAGCGUCAUGCUGGAAGAAGAGAUCAAGAUCGGAGAGCAGGAGCGAGAAGCACUGCGGAUAGAAACACAGCGCCUUAGGGACGAGCUGUCAGACCUGCGGGUAGAGGCGGAAAUCACGCAGGAGAAGUUGCGCAUCGCGGAGGAGACGAUUGAGAACCACCACGUGCGUAAGGUAUCCAACCAUCUCUCUGGCGAUGCCCUGAGGCCACGCUCGCCGGUCUCCGAGGCAUCGACCACAGCAACCACCGUCUCCUCGCCCACGGCUGCUUCGACCCCACCACACUCGAAAGCAGAUGGCCUACAUACGGACGCGACUCCCCCUUCGCCACCGCUGUCCGACGCACCCAUCACGACUAGAUACCUGCCCUCGACGCCCAUGCCCAAGCGAAAGAACUCGUAUGCGCCGCUGGACCCAGGUGCAACCCCUCGCGCCGGCUUGUAUCAGCGAGUCCCAAGACACUCACGAGGGCCUACACCCGCAUCGCGAGCGCCUAGACCGAGCUUCGGAAGUGCUGCACCGCCGCCAAGUUUGCCUAGAUCAGGCUCGCUCGUUCAGGUUCGAGGGCUGAUUGGUAAGAUGCAGAAGCUCGAAGAACGGGUACACGCAGCGCGAUCCAAGCUCCCUGCGCCAACUACGACCCCACCGCGAGCUAGCCCGCGAAACGGCAGUGCCAUGGGACACCACGUGCCAAGUACUGUUACAUUGAGGAGCGGCAGAAAGCGCAGCUCCCACGCAUCAGCGGGCUCGUCAGUCCCUGGCGCCUACGAGUCGGGUCAGCAGACCAGCCAGCCGAGCAUCCAUGUCGUCGCAGUCAGCAAUACAGCGGCCGGCAAGCAGAAGCAGCACCCGAACGCCACUCGGACAUUAUUCGUCUUCGUCCAUCAGCGGAACGGAGCCCCGGAUGCCAAGGCCAAGGAGCUCUAUGAGCGGUCAUGGCCAUUCGCAUUCGCUGUCAAUGUCGCGGCGGGACACAGACGCCAACAGCGACGGAAGCGGCGUCUCGACACCAAUGGGCAGGCGACUUACACUGGAGAAGACAGGCAUACCUACACCAAGCGGUAUACCAAGGCGUCAAAGUGCAGGACGCAGGGCAAGCAACAACAUGGACAACGGAGACAUGGCUCCUCCUGCUCGGCCACGAAAGAUGUCGACGCAGGCGGAGGAAGAAUCAUACUAGGAGGGAACGGCGCAUUGGUAGGAAGUUAA
Molecule: messenger RNA, 1650 nt
Organism: Alternaria novae-zelandiae
Lineage: Eukaryota; Fungi; Ascomycota; Dothideomycetes; Pleosporales; Pleosporaceae
Exons: 4
Coding region: 1-1650 (549 amino acids)
Biological process (GO): cell migration; mitotic centrosome separation; chromosome segregation
Cellular component (GO): kinetochore; centrosome; kinesin complex
Molecular function (GO): microtubule binding
Source: RefSeq, a predicted model, not a curated record